Molecule: messenger RNA, 1061 nt
Organism: Exaiptasia diaphana
Lineage: Eukaryota; Metazoa; Cnidaria; Anthozoa; Actiniaria; Aiptasiidae
Exons: 2
Coding region: 282-605 (107 amino acids)
Source: RefSeq, a predicted model, not a curated record
UAAAUAAGUACCAGAACUCAUUUCGCGCCUUGAAGUAGCUCUCACUGAUUACGUCAUAAUUAAUUGACAAUGAUACAAUUCGUCAUCAACGUUCUAGAACUUUCUAGACGCAUUGACGUCACGAAUGAUUAGCAAAUUAACUAAUUAAGUCUUAACUAAUUAGUAUUUAAGCCGUGACGUCGUCAAGUUAAUUAUCACUUGUUCAGUUGUUUUCACAGUUGCACGAGUGGUAAAUUGAGUCUGUGACUUAACAGUUUUGCGAUUGAAAAGUAUCUUGAGAUAUGAAAUUCCUGUUGAAGACUGCUCUGUUUGGAGCUACUGCUGUAGCAGUAGGCGUUACUGCCUACUGGGCGUGGAGUCAUUUCACCAAGCCAACUGAACCCGACUGUGAUUCAUCAGACGAUGAAAGUUGGGAAGAGGGUUGCGCUCAAGGGGAAAGCCAACGCCAGCCACCAGUGGCCCAGGCAUCCAAACCUCCAGAACCUAAAGAAGAGGACAAACCUCCAGGAAGGUCUGGAGACAAGCCAGAGAGCAAGGCAACAGAUGCCAAGAAAAAGAAACCAGAAUACGGAUAUUGUGGAUUCAAGAAAGGAUUCCUCCUUUAAUUCUUCUUUUUUUUACUUGUACGUGAAGACAUGCACGGACAGACACUACAAAAACAACCCAAAAAAAUCAAAAAAAUCGCAAAAAAAUAAUGUAAAACAAACGCUUAACAGCAAGAAUGUUAUGAGAGAGUUCGAAUGACAAACGAGGGUAGAAUGUUAACUUAAAAAUUUUAGAAUGUUAAAUUUAAUCAUAAUUCUAGACUUUUUUAAAUUGAUAGUCGAAAGGGUAGUGUGCAAAAUGUAGUGUCGUUAUUAGAAAAAAAUAGUGUCUGUCUGUUGCAUGUCUUCUCCCUUAAAACUGUAACUUCUUUUUUCCUAAACUCAAAUCUGGACCAAAAUUUAAUCUGUAUGUCAAAACAUUUUACACUUGUUUUUGUAAUAAAAUACCUUUAAAAGAAAAAAAAAUGUUGUGAUGUCACUGGCAUGGUUGGGUUGCCUGAUUCAGUGUCAAAAAUG